CAUACACUUGCGCGCGCUUCACGUGCUUCUCAGUACCUUGACAACCUUUUAAGGGCACGAGACAAAAAUACGACUGAAAUGUAAAAAAGUUGUGAUCAGCGGCACCAUGAAGAAAAUCUUUACAGCAGAGCAAAUUUCGGAUUGGUUCACCUCGGGGGCGAAGUUCGCCAAUAUUAAACUCACUGAAGAAGUCGAGAAGAAGUUUGGUGAAGAAACCAGCCCUUCUGAGGUUCCUAAUGAAGGCAGCCUAAAAGAUGUGAAGUCUGAUGAAGAGCGGAUCCAAAAAGGAGAUACCUCAAAGAGUACUGCUCCUCCUCCUCUAGCGAGCUACAAGUACCCCAGCCUGCCUAUAACCAAAAACAGACAGGAGCUGGUUUCUCUUGUAGAAAACAACUCUGUAGUGAUCAUUCGAGGAGCCACGGGCAGUGGAAAGACCACCCAGCUGCCACAGUACAUUCUGGACCAUUACAGUGAGAAGAACGCCUUAUGCAACAUCGUGGUCACCCAGCCGCGUAAAAUUGGGGCGACUAGCAUUGCACGAUGGGUUGCCGCACAGCGAAAGUGUACCCUGGGUAGUGUGGUGGGAUAUCAGGUCGGAUUGGAGAAGAUGGCUACUGAGCACACCCGGCUGAUCUACAUGACUACAGGAGUACUUCUGCAAAAACUGGUUUCAGCCAAGUGCCUCAUUGAGUACUCCCACAUAUUUGUGGAUGAGGUUCAUGAGCGCACAGAGGAAAUGGACUUUCUCCUGUUGGUUUUGAGAAAACUUCUUCAUUCCAACUCUCGCUAUGUCAAGAUCAUCCUCAUGUCAGCCACCAUUAACUGCAGACAGUUUGCUGAGUACUUUGGUACCCCUAUUCGGGGCAAGAUGAACCCCGCCUACGUGUUUGAAGUGGAGGGAACACCUUAUGCAAUUGAGGAGUUUUAUCUUGAUGACCUCAAAAAUAUGUUUCCAAACAGGGCUGAAUCACCUCACACAGAAGACCCUCACAUUUCAGUGGAGAUGUACAAUCUUGCCAUCAGCCUGAUCCAGAGUUUUGAUGAGAUGGAGGGCAAAGAUUCCAACAAAGCCGAGAAAGGAGUUGGCAUUUCUUCAGAGCGGGGCAGUGUGCUUGUGUUCCUUCCUGGUUUACAUGAAAUAAGCUACAUGCAGGAGGCCUUGGUCAAGCUGGUCCACAAAAGGUUACAGGUUUAUCCUCUCCACUCCACUGUGACUCUAGAGGAGCAGAACGGUGUGUUUCUGUUCCCUGUCCCCGGAUACAGGAAGGUCAUCCUGUCCACCAACAUCGCUGAGAGUUCGGUGACUGUUCCAGAUGUCAAAUAUGUUAUUGACUUCUGUCUGGCCCGUCAAAUGGUCUGUGAAAAAGACACCAAUUAUCAGUCUCUGCGUCUCACAUGGGCAUCCAAAACUAACUGCAAUCAGCGUAAAGGCAGAGCUGGUCGCAUGUCUGAGGGCUUCUGUUACCGUCUUGUCACCAAAGAGUUUUGGAGAAAUGAAAUCCCAGAGUACAUGAUCCCUGAGAUGCUGCUUGCCCCUUUGGGCACCAUUAUGUUGAAGGUGAAGUUGCUCGACAUGGGAGAUCCCCGCUCCCUCCUUUCCACAGCCCUCUCUCCCCCCAAUCUUGGUGACAUAGUGAGGACAGUGCUCCAACUCAAAGAGAUGGGUGCACUAGCUGCGAAAAGUGAUGGCAGGGGUCAAAAUGAGGAUGGCGAGCUGACGUUCCUGGGCAAUGUGCUGGCCCACCUGCCUGUGAUGUAUCUAGGAAAGCUGAUUGUCCUGGGCCACGUGUUUGGAUGUCUGGAAGAGUGCCUUAUCAUCGCUGCCUCGCACUCUCUGAAGAGUUUCUUUGCUAUUCCAUCCAUGCAGCAGCUUGCCGGCCACAGGAGCAAGUUGGCCUUUACCCAUGGCAUACCAAGUGAUUCCAUAUCUUUUGUCAAUGCCUUCAAGGCGUGGUACUCUGCCAAAAAGAAAGGACAGCUGAGACACCCCAAGGAUGAGUUGGACUGGGGAAAGGAGAACUUCAUUCAGAUCAAGAGGAUCAGGGAGGUUGCAGAGCUGUACGAGGACCUGAAAAAGAGAGUGUCCCAGUUCAACAUGCCUGUGCAGGAGAACCCACAACCCUUGGAUUACACCAAUGCACACAGACAGAAGUUCAUUCUUCAGGUGGUCAUUGCUGGAGCCUACUACCCCAACUACUUUGUCCAGGGGGAAAUAGACGAAGACCUGGCCUCCAGAGAGAUGAGUGGCUUCAACCCGAGAACAACAGUGAUGAUGAGGAACCUCCCUCCGUACAGUUUCCUGUAUUACAAGCAGCUGCAGUCUCUGUUCCGCCUGUGUGGACAGGUCAAAACCAUUUCCUUUGAGAGCUCCAGAGCAUAUGUGGAGUUCUACAGCACAUCUCAAGACUCAGGGGUGUUGCCUGAGGUGUCCCUUGCUCUCCUCAUGGGGCAGCAGAAUCCUUUCAUGGAGCUCACCGUACACCCCAUUGAUGAAAUAGAAACGCAUGCUGGGAACAGAAAUGUAACACACAUGAAAUAUUCACGGGUGAAUGUUGACCUCCAGAGCCAGACUGUCUGCCCAGUGGGAGUGCUGAGCAGCAGCAUUGACCCAGACAAGUUGCCCCCCCACCGCUUGUUCGUAGUUAACAUCACAGAGGUGUUGGAGGUUGGACAUUUCUGGGGCUUCCAGGCAGAUGAAGCCAGCUUGGAAAAGCAGCGCAAACUGACAGCAGAGAUAAACAUGCGUACGUUGCAACCUGUAACAGUGUCCCUCUACCCCAACCUACUGUGUCUGGCUCCUUACUCGGAGGUCAAUGAGCAGGGCUUGUACUACCGUGCCAAGAUCCUGCACAUUCGUGGCAAUUCAGUUGAGGUGUUCUUCUUGGAGUUUGGCAAUACAGCAGUUGUUGCCAUCAGCAACCUCAGGGAAAUCCCUCCUGAACUCCUGACUCACCCAUUUCAGGCUCAGGAGUUCCAAGUCAUUGAAAUGCGUCCUUCAGCCCAGUCCAUCAUCCUGGGGAACAGGUGGAGCAGCCGAGCCCGCAACCGUUUUAUCACACUGGUGAAGGGCCGCUCACUCAUUGUGUCGCUCUACUCCAUCCUCCAUGGUGUCAUGCGUGUGGAGCUGCUCAUCAACACAGAAAUGACAAACGCCAGCGUGUUGGACAUCUUAGUGGAAGAAGGACAUGCUGUGAAGGUCGAAGAAAGCUUUGACUCCAAGACGAACCAUGAGGCACUGAUAUGCCUUUACAGAGACAUGGAAGCAGGUACUUACGUCCCCAACUCUACCAGCAGCUCCUGGAAAGAUCGCAAGAUAGAGGAGAAGGAACUCAUUGACAGUCUGCUCGACCACUUUUCCAAGAGCCGUCAGCCCUGUUCCAGGGCAAAGGUUAAUCUGCAUGGACCGAACAGUCCCAAUAAGAUAAACUUCCACAGCCUGAGCCACAAGACCUACUACAAGACAGUGUGUAUCGAGAAGAGCAGCAUCAACUCCUUGGCCCUGAAUGAAAACCCUCACUACAAACAUCAGAGGAUGCUGGUGGCUGGGACUGUGUCAGUCAACUCUACAGGGACACUGAUUCUGCUUAGAGAGACCUCUUUCAUGCCUGACAUCCCCGGACUGCCUGCACUUGUCACCAUGCUCUUCACCCCCAUUAUGGAGUUGCGCACUAAUGAAGAGAGGACCUGCUACACUGGAGCCCUCUGUGGCUUAGGCUGGAACAGUCAAACACAGGAGGGCAUCCUACCGGAGCAUGACAUCGAACUUGCCUUUGAUGUCAAGUUUGAUGUUGAAGACAUCACUGAGAUCAAUGCUUUGCGAGUGGCUGUGAACAGGCUAGUGUGUGGAAGGGCUUCUAGCACUCAUUAUCUGGGGCCUGAUAGGCUAGCCCACCUGCAGGAGGACUGCAGAGACCGACUCACCAGACUUUUCAUCAAGUCCCCAACAAGAGAAGCUGUCACACCGAUGUACUAUGAGAAGCUGGAGAAAUGGAACCAGGUGGACCCUGCUCUGAAGAUGGAUAAUGUUGAACCUGGAGAUGCAAAGACCAGAAGUGUUGUCUUCCAGCUGCAUCCCGUCACUCUCCUCAACACCUAAGCAAAGCUCUAUUCUUUUAUGUCAUUUUUGUUAAGUGUAACUGGUUUCAAUGUUUUUUUUACUAUGAGCAGUUUCCUGAAAUUUCAAUUUUAUUUUGUUCAGAAAGAAAAUGUUAUUUAAAUUUCAAAUGAGGUCGAAGUUUUCAGGCCUGCAGAAAAAAAUCCUCAAUCCUUACUUUGUCAUUUGCAACAAUCACAAAAGUUAUUUACUGUUUCAAUCAUUUGCUGCUGAGUUUCAGCGCUUGAGCAGUGGGCCAUUAAAAAUAGUUGUUUGCAACAGAUAA
Messenger RNA from Labrus bergylta (ballan wrasse), 4379 nucleotides. It is a transcript of the gene tdrd9, whose product is annotated as tudor domain containing 9. The record is from RefSeq and is a predicted model, not a curated record. Gene Ontology annotation, cellular component: intracellular anatomical structure. Lineage: Eukaryota; Metazoa; Chordata; Actinopteri; Labriformes; Labridae. Gene Ontology annotation, molecular function: RNA binding; helicase activity; ATP binding.